Molecule: messenger RNA, 447 nt
Organism: Penicillium alfredii
Lineage: Eukaryota; Fungi; Ascomycota; Eurotiomycetes; Eurotiales; Aspergillaceae
Exons: 1
Coding region: 1-447 (148 amino acids)
Source: RefSeq, a predicted model, not a curated record
AUGGACCCCUCCCCGAGAGAACUCCCUCCGCCACCUGGCGUGACUCGAUCGGCGCCAGGGAGAACCUCGACUCCCCUCCCCGCGGCUCCGUUCGAAUGGCACGCGGAGAGAAUGCAGAAUUGGCUUCAGGCCAAGGCGGAGGAAGAUCGACGGGUACAGGAGGAGGAAAGGUCCCUUCAAGAGACGUUGAAAUUGGAGCGACGCAAAGUGGAGCAAGCGAUGCUGGUGGAAUCUUUGCGUGCCGGUGUUCCGCCGCAAAUGAUUCCAUUCAUCUUUACGAGUAUGAGUGGGGGAGACAACUCCCAAUUCUCGCUGGAGAUGACCCAGCAGCACCUGUCGCAACCCCCCGAACAGCUACAGUCCCUGUUCCAGCGCAGCCGCAGUCGUUUUCUGGUCCAGGAUUGCCCACGACGCUUCCACCGCCAACUUCGUCACAGCCAUGUCUAG